CCGCGGUACGAGGUCAGACGCAAGAAGCACAACAGAAACAGAAAACCAACCAGAGGAAAGCUGCUCUUCUUCUCACAGGUGGUUUAGAUACAUGUGUGCGAAUUCAGCAUUUCUACAGAGACACGUCAGGUGUAUAGGUCAGUGUUGGAACAUCUCAGACAUGGUCUGAGGAUUUAAGCUCGCAAAUCGUACGGGAGUUUGUUUGCUAGCUUUAGCAUAUCUCAUGUCAGCUGCUGCUUUGAUGUGUUACAACUUGGUAUUUUCACUCUUAGAACGUUGGUAUAUUCCAAGUGUGGCUAGUUAUAGGUGUGUCCUUCUGCAGUUCGAAUGCUAAAAUACGAAUCUUUAAAACCAUGAAGGAGUUUUUGAAGAAGACCCACAGCCUCUUUCUGAAGAUCGCCCUAUUUCCUAGCACGUUAGGCAGGACAGGUCCGCGGCCAGCUGCUUCGGAGGUGUUAACCUGCCACCUGCAGCAGCGCAGGCUUCCUCCGUGGACUUCAUACUGUGUCCGCUACAGCUCCGUCCACAAUGACCAGUUUGGAAUGUCAAACUUUAAUUGGAGAGUUCAGGGAUCCAACUACCACAUUCUGAGAACGGGAUGUUUCCCCUUUAUUAAAUAUCACUGCACUAAAGCGCCUCCUCAGAAUCUGGAUUUUGAAGACAGAUUUUUCACCAUGUUAAAAGUUAUUAAUCUGGGUAUCCCUUGUUUGGCCUAUGGCAUUGGCUGCUGGAUGGUGGUGGGAGCAUCAGAAACAGUACAGACGAGUGUCGGACCUGUCACAGUCUAUUUUGCCUACAAAGAGGAGGAAGGUGCACAGUACUGAAGUGAAGAGGAAACAAAGUAACUUGAAUGUGUUUUCAGGAGGAUAUUAUCUACCAAGCUGCUGUAUUUUUGAAACUAUUAAAGAGGAGCCUUUGUGUUUUUUCUUUA
Messenger RNA from Pelmatolapia mariae (spotted tilapia), 931 nucleotides. RefSeq names its product linkage group 7 C15orf61 homolog (gene lg7h15orf61). Lineage: Eukaryota; Metazoa; Chordata; Actinopteri; Cichliformes; Cichlidae. The coding region runs from base 354 to 824 and encodes 156 amino acids. The record is from RefSeq and is a predicted model, not a curated record. The transcript is spliced from 2 exons.